UCUACGUUCUUGGCUCGUCAUCUCCAUAGAGAUGCAGCACGCAGUGAGUAAGCAGAUCUAGAUGUAAUGGUGGCAGUUAAGAGGCGGUCCAAGAUGUCAUUUCCAUGGUUACGUAUUUUCCCAACUCUCAUCUGAAAAGUAGGACGCAGGCAGUAGUUGGAGCCGUUUGUUUUCUGUCUCAACGCAAGAUUAUCGUGGCAACAGAAGCAGACAAAAUGGACAGUGGUGCACAAGUGGAAAAAAAUGGUAUCAAAGCUGUGGAUGACAGCAGUGUGCGUCCCAGUUCACAGAUUCCUGGACUGGGGAAUUGUCCUGAUGCAGGGGAUGAGAAAAGGACACAUGGACGUCGAACAGGAGUGGUUGAGACUGAUUCAGAUUACGUGAAACUGGCAAAACAAGGAGGGCAACAAGGUUUACUGCGGCACGAGGCAAAUUUACAAUCAAAACCAAAUUUGGAUUACACAGCUCCCAACUGGUUUUCAUUUGAGCCUAAUUCUCCAGAACAUCAAAGUACUCAAAAAAGAACAAUUCCUGAUUUUAUGACUUCUGAAGAAUUCCAGAGAAGUCCAACCAAAGGAUCCUUCCAACCCCUGAAUGCUCCCUUUGGGACUGAUAAUAAAACCAAAUGGGAGCGGGAAGGUGACAACUUUACACCUGGUAAAGAUAAGAACACCACAAUGGUCCAGCCUGUAAGCCAGAUGGAGAACCUGUCCUUAACUUCUGAAAACCAUCACCAAGCAAGCAAGUUUAAGAAAACGUCUUCACAAAAAAGUGAUAAACCUGUUAGCAUGCAGAAGUUGCUGAGUUUUGGCUAUGCAGAUGAUUGGCAUGUAGAGCAUGAUAAGACAAUCCCCAAAGAAACUCCAAAUACUUUAUUGUCAAUUAAAGACAGUACACUUACUGGUAGUAAACUGGAAAUGAACCAUGCAAACAAGGUGUCAUUGCAUAGAGGAAGCACCAGACAAACAGGGCUUAGAGGACUCAUGUCAAAUAAAGUGGCUGUAGAAAACAGUGAUACACACUUCAACAUCUUUGGAUAUCACAGGUAUAGAGGUAGAGUAACAGAGCUAGAACAAUACAUCUUACCAGAAACUGCUUUAGUCUGACAUGGAGACUGAUUGCAGACUGCUUUGCCUUUCCUCAGCAAUAACUUAAUGAUCUUUUUAUUUUAGAUUUGAAUUUAUUACAUUUUUAUUAUUUUUGUUGCUUCAUUUUAUUUGCCUAUCUGUUUGUAACAGUUUUAUAUUAUUCCAUAGUUACACUGGCCAUGCUCUAUUGUAGUUUUUAACACACUGAUAUUUUGAUGGUAGGCUUUCUGCCUAAAUUAUUUUCCUCAGAAUAUGGGACACAAGCUGUGCAAAGCAUGUACAAAGUUUAUGGCGAUACACCCUACCAAGGGGACUGGCCUUAUUUGUUAAUGAAUUAAUCACAGUGUGUUAGGAAUACAAUUGCAUCUUUUUCAUUUUAAUUUAAAGAUGAAGUCCCUCAUACAUGACAUAAAAAAAACAUGUCUUUGUGUUCCUGUUGAAAUAUCACAUGCUAACUGCCCAUGUGUAAUUCCUAUUGUAUUGUUUACACAAGAGCAGUUAACAGGAACUGAUGGCUAUCAGCCACCACUUUGAUAUUUGCUUAUAACUCAUUAAAACUAAAUACUUAACAACUAUAAGAGAUGUAAAGAAUAAGAAGAGGACAAAUUUAAAAGCAAUUACCUAUGGGUAUGUAUUCAUUCCAUAACCAUCUGUAAGGAAUUGCCUAAAAACAAGGUGUCAGCACUCUGUAUAAUUAGAAUAAUAAAAUAAUAAAUAAGACCAUGAUUAAAUCUGACCCGGAGGCAUUGAUUAGAUCUGGUAUUUCUAAUCAGUAAUGUAUUAUGUUGUGUUAGUUGACCUAACAUUGAUUUUAACAUACAAUAAAUACAUUAUAAAGAAGCAAGUCUGCACACUAGACAGUUAAUUCAUUAAAUAAUUCCGUGGCCCUUUUCUGGAUGUCCACUUUACUAAUUCCUCCUGGAACAUACAUUUUGGCUAAAAUUGUCAAGGGAACUAGGAUAGUAAUGUGAGUUUAUUUUAAUAAAUGUCUGAAAAUAUGGCUUUCACAAGAGCUUAUGUAUUUUAAUAGCAUGUCAGUCUCAUCAUCACUGUAAGUAAAAAGUAAAUUGCAAUUUUAAGUAGAAUAUCUUAGCUCUCAAAUACUUUCUACAGGGAUUCAAACAAUAUGUAUUCUUGACAUAAAGCCACUAUCUUUCUCAAGAAUGGAGUUUCUUGUUAGUUUUGUUUGUUCUCCCCCCAGAAUAGUACAUCUUUAUAGAUGUAUCCAUUUAAGCCCCUUUUCAGACUAGUCAUGAUCUGAUUAAAAUAAACAAACAUAUUUUCAUGUAAGUUUGAUAUGGAAAACUGAACCUCUUUAUACUGUAUUAAUCUCCAUAUACACUCCCAACUACAAAUGUCCAAUAUUACCAUGUUUUUGUUUUACUUCAUAAUUUCCAGAUUUAGUUUAGGAUUAAGAAAUGGUUGAAUUUUCUACCAGAAAUAAUCAGCUUGAAAGGGCAUGUUAUCUUGUUGAAGAAUGCAUUUGAAUUGUUGUAAAGGGCUUACACAUACUGUUGGACCUGGGUUAUGCAGUGGGAAUGUCUUUCACCUUUGGUAUUCAGUUCCCAAAUGGGCAGCGGGAUGUGAGUGGGCAUCAAGAAAACCAGUGUUAUACCUGGCUCAACAACUGUAUCUGGUCCCAGCAUUAUGUCGGCUUAUGCUGCAUUACUUUUUACAUUAUUCUGUUGGUUACAAUUUUUGUAAAGAGUGCAUGAAAAAUACAUGUUUAAUUUUGUUCUGUUCUAUAUCUGCCCUAGCAAUCCAUGUAAAUAUUUUUGUAAUUUUACACAAAUGUUAAGAUCAUUCAUAUUACUGGGGAAAAAAAAGAAAGGAAUUGCUUGGAACAAUUAAUCUCCAGGUUGAAAUGUUCAUUUAGUUAAAAACAUGUUUUGCUGUUAUAUGGAUGUUAUCUAUUUAACUAUAUCUUCCACAAAUUUUAUUUUAUCCUGCUACCAAGUUUGCAUUUACUGUUUGUAGCAAUUUAUUGAACAAAAUGUGACAAUAAAGCAAGCAUGCUCAAAAAAUAAAAUAUCUAUUUUAUCUAGUGUCCAUAGUUACCCAAUUUUGUCAGAUUAAGUUUACAUUUAAGCAAUAUGCAAUGUAUAAUGUUGUAAAUUUGUUUUGAAUCAAACAGCCUGUGUAGGAAGUUGGACUGAAUUAUUAAAUGCCUUUAUGUAUAAUAAUAAAAAUAAUAAUAAUAACAGUAAUAAUAAUAAUAAUAAUAAUUUCUUUAGGAAAAUCAAAUUGAAUUACAAGGUUUAUUUAAUAACAAUCAUUCCAUCAUGGCAUGAUUAUAUUGACAAUAGACAAAAAAUAAUAGUUUGACUAGUUUAAACGAUACCAGCGUUAGACUAGAUCUAUCUGGAUACCAGGAUCAUUCUUCCACUGUGAUAAAUCUAUCACUGUUAUCCUAUUGCCAUGUUAUCUAACAGGUUUCCUCUAGGUUAGUGGUUUGGUUUGGCUAUGUCCCAAAGUAUAUAACUGUGUUCUGUUCUACAGUACAUGAACUUUUGACUCUUCCUUCCAUAUUUCUGCAUAAAAUAUUUUGAAACCUACAGCUGGAAAAGAAAACUUAUACAAAAUUGUUACUUAAGUUAUUGGAUACAGCUGGAUCUGUACAGGUUUGACAUUUUUGGAAUGUCUCUGUACUUCAAUGCUGUUUUGAAUGAGCUCUUGCUCCCUAAACAGUUAUAAAAUUGCAGAUACGUAAAUAUCGUACUGCAUACGAUACAGCAGAUCAGUGUUAUUUUUGUUGUUACAUCCUUUAUUACAUAACCUGUUUGUUUUACCAAAGGGCUCUAGUUUUCUAAGCACAGGUUCAAUUAAAUAGAGUGGUGAAACAUCUCAAAACGUUUGGCUGCUGGCUCGUUGAGGAAAACAAUACAUAUAUUUUAAAUAUAGUGGCCAAAAUACCAAAAUAAUAACCCUGACCUUGUUAGCACUAGCAGGUCGUAUUUUAAAACUGAAAUUACAUUAGUCACGUGACAACAUAGUUUCCAGACAACUGCUCACUUACACUAAACAUUGACUGUUUUGGAUCAACGACCUUGUGGGAAGGCGAGAGGAGUGUAUUCACCUCAUUGUAUAACCAAUAGUUUCACAGAUAGGCAGGAGCAGUUCGAAAGUAUAAAGCGAACCGACCGAUCUAACUGAUGUUACAUUUCAUUCCUUGCAAUCGAAGAGCGAAACAAACGUGUCAGGUAAACAGACCUAAUCAGUUUACUUCAUAGUACGAAGACAUCUCA
This is a messenger RNA of Polyodon spathula (Mississippi paddlefish), 4333 nucleotides long. RefSeq lists its product as uncharacterized. The transcript is spliced from 9 exons. The coding region runs from base 105 to 1106 and encodes 333 amino acids. NCBI's taxonomy places the organism in Eukaryota, Metazoa, Chordata, Actinopteri, Acipenseriformes, Polyodontidae. The record is from RefSeq and is a predicted model, not a curated record.